This is a messenger RNA of Wyeomyia smithii (pitcher-plant mosquito), 1419 nucleotides long. RefSeq lists its product as uncharacterized. The transcript is spliced from 3 exons. The record is from RefSeq and is a predicted model, not a curated record. NCBI's taxonomy places the organism in Eukaryota, Metazoa, Arthropoda, Insecta, Diptera, Culicidae. Bases 711 to 1148 code for a protein of 145 amino acids.
AGGCCUCAGUAUAUGAUUGACCGAUCCUCAGUGCAGAACGCUUUUCUCGAACAACAAUAACAACAACGACAACCACAACGACGACAGCAACACGGACGUCUCCGACCGCAUCAACCGAUUAACUCCAGCAAGAUUUGCCGCGAUCACGCAUUGCCAACUCCGUUCGGCUAUAACAUCGAGAAGCGAACUGAAAGAAAGAAAAACGGGCACAAAAAAAGCAGAUCUUCUCCGAAGUGAUUCGUAAUUCUUUUACCUCGCGUGCACAACCUUCCCUUCCGUAACUAAUUUCGCAAACCUGAGCCAAACCUGUGCGCCCUGUGGGUACCUACUCGAGUACACACACCUUUACCUGGCUUGCUGCUGCUGACCGGGACUCUGAGUCAUUCGUUGCUGCUUUGCGCCGGACUUGCCAUCGCGUCGCCUCGAGAGCGAUCGAAUAAAGACCCGGUCCAAGCCCCGAGAAGAGAUCAUUUAAAGGCAGCUGCAAUCAGUGCUCGAUCAAUCAUUGAGCCGUGAACGUGACAUUGAUCGGAUCGACCAGCAAACGUCUAGCAUAUCAACGUGAUUCCACACCACACCACCAGUGACCCCAAGACCUCUACAGAACGUGUGAUACCAACCAGCGAUUCGGGCCAGGAAGUGCUAAAUAUCGCGAGUGUUUGAAGAAAUUCCAGUCGAAAAAGCAUCGCCGCUUAAGUGCAGAAGAGAAAAUGAAGUGUCUAAUCUUAUCGUUUUUGGUCAUUGCCUUUGUGGUCGAGAAUAGCGAUGCGAAACCCUUGAAGUAUCAAAGCCUUCCGAAAAAAGAUGGAUAUGUGCCUGUUUACAUCCGUGUCGGCAAUACUCCACUGGAACAGAUCAACCGUGAUUUGGCUGCAGCCUUCCAGGAGAGCAACGCCCGAAGCAUUCGAGGAACAGUGAUUCAACAACUCAAUCGGGAUGCUCGGUUCUCGUCCGAAUCAAGCAGCGAGGAAGCAGUCAAUCUAAUUCCGAAACUGUUGAAUCCGAACUACCGAAGUAUCAGUGACUCCUUCUCGAACUCCAAUGAAUCCAACUCCUCCGAGCUGCUUCUGAACUACAUCGCAUCAUUAAAACCAGCGAACAAGACAACAGUGGCCAAGACAGCAGUAGUAUCUAACAACGUAAUUUAGUGGAAGGCUAGAAGAUUGCAAGCGCUAAAUUAGCCAAGUCACACUGCCACCGUGAGUGACUAACGAAACAAAACUAUACUGCCCUCUGCGAGAGAGAGGCGCGAAAGUUUUUACAUUCAUCUUCAUCAAGUUUAUAAAUAUUUAAUAUUCAUUAUCAGUUUUAAGAUUGCACUGCAUUUUAUACGUCGUAACAUGCUUCUAUGAUAAGGGACGCGAAUAGGACUAUUAGAACGAAUGAAUAAAACAGAGAAAAAACGCAACAUGUAGGAAA